AUGGCAUUACGUAAGGAGACAUACAAAGAAUACUUGGACUUCUGUGAUGUUGACCCUUCAAAACUUCUGAAGCACUGCUCAACUAGGUGGUUAAGUCUGGAGAAGUGUGUCAAAAGGUUGCUGCACCACUGGCCUGCUGUGACAAGCUACUUCAACUCGCACAGUGAUGUAGAGAAGCCUGGACGAGUUAAGAGAGUGGCAGAGCUCCUCAGUAGCCAUGAGAUGAGGAUGACAUUCCACUUCUUAGGCUAUGUGUUGGAGCCAUUGAAUGAAUUCAACACUACAUUUCAGGCUGAUGAAUCAAGGAUUGGGUAUCUUGGAGAAGAAAUCCACAAACUCCUAAGAAAAUUCCUUGGCCGUUUUAUAAAGGCAGGAGUGAUCAAGAAUUCCAAGGACCUCAUCAGUGUGGACUUCCAAAAUCCAGAAAACCAGCUCCAAGAUAACAUUCUUGCAGUUGGAAUUCUUACCAGGUCCUACAUUGCAGAGAAUGAAGAGGACAUUCCACCAGUAGACUUGGCAAAAUUUUUCCAGAAUGUAAGGGGGUUCUACUGUGCCAUCACAAAGAAAAUGCUAAAGCACUUUCCAUUCAAUGACCCAGUCGUCAGCGAUUUAGGAUUCCUGAAUCCUCUCAGAAGGGAAGAGACCACCUUGCAGUCUGUUGUGGAAAUUGCAAGAAGAUUCCCUGCCAUAGUUCAGGAAAAGGACUUCCCAAAGUUGGAAGAGGAGUUUCUGGACUUCACUGUUUCUCCUGACUGUGACCUUCCAAACUUUGAGAAAGGGCAGACUAGAAUAGACUCAUUUUGGGGAGAGAUGGGGCAAAUGACCAACAAAAUCUCUGGAACACCAAGAUUUCCAAUUCUGAGUAAAAUUUCUCAGGCCAUGUGCUGCAUUCCAAACAGCAAUGCAGAUUGUGAGAGGGUGUUCUCCCUUGUGAGAAAAAUUCAGACAGAACAAAGAUCUUCCAUGGACAAUCAGACCUUAUGCAGUCUUCUUUGUGCUAAAAUAAACUGUAGAGAGGAAUGUCAUCAAGUGACACCAUCUAAGGACACUCUGAAACUUACAAAAUCAGCUGCUUACAAUUACAAUAAAGAACAUUAA
This is a messenger RNA of Saccostrea cuccullata (small rock oyster), 1098 nucleotides long. RefSeq lists its product as uncharacterized. Gene Ontology annotation, molecular function: protein dimerization activity. The record is from RefSeq and is a predicted model, not a curated record. NCBI's taxonomy places the organism in Eukaryota, Metazoa, Mollusca, Bivalvia, Ostreida, Ostreidae. The coding region runs from base 1 to 1098 and encodes 365 amino acids. The transcript has 3 exons.